CUCACCAAAAAUCAAAGUCACACCGUGGGCAGUGCAAUGGAAUUUCCCAAUAACUCUCAGCUUUGGUCAAACAUGUUUGUGCUUGUGGGAAUUCCAGGCCUGGAGUCUGAUCACAUCUGGAUCUCUAUUCCCCUCUCCAUUAUGUACCUGACUGCAAUUCUAGGGAACGGAGUCAUAUUGUUUCUUAUUGCAUCUGAACAGCGACUCCACAAUCCCAUGUGUUAUUUCCUCAGUGUAUUGUUCCUCACAGAUAUCUUCUUGUCCAACUCAAUUGCCCCCAAGAUGCUCAGUAUCUUCUGGGCCAACAUCAAGGAGAUUGACUUUGUCUCCUGCCUCACACAGAUGUUUUUGGUCCAUUUCCUCUCAGCCCUCGAGUCUGGCAUCUUAUUGGCUAUGGCCUUUGAUAGAUACGUGGCCAUAUGCAACCCCUUGCAUUACACAAGCAUAUUAACAAAUACUUUGAUUCAAAAGAUAGUAGGGGCCCUUAUCAUCAGAGGAAUUAUCAUUGUGACCCCCUUAACCAUCAUGGCCAGCAGACUCCCGUACUGUGGGACACACCAUAUCUCCCAUUCGUACUGUGAUCACAUGUCCGUGGUGAAGUUGGCAUGCACAAGCACCACCAUAAACAGUGCAUAUGGCCUUACUGUGGUUUUACUAGUUGUUGUGUUUGAUGCAGCUUUUAUAGGGUUGUCCUACUCUAUGAUUCUCAGGACAGUUUUAGGACUCUCCACUAGGACAGCCAAAAAAAAAGCUUUGAGGACCUGCACAUCUCAUAUCUGUGUUAUUCUAUUGUCCUACACAUUGGGGCUCUUCUCAAUAAUUACCCACCGGAUCGGUCACAUUGUCCCCACCAUUCACGUAACCUUUUCCAACCUCUAUCUGCUCUUCCCACCCAUGCUGAACCCCCUAGUGUAUGGAGCGAAGACCAAAGAAAUCAGGAAUGCGGCCUUCCGCCUCUUUUUUCAUUCAUUUCCAUGGAAAGAAAGGAUUGUCAACUUUUUAUCCUAA
This is a messenger RNA of Xenopus laevis (African clawed frog), 1008 nucleotides long. RefSeq names its product olfactory receptor 52N2. The record is from RefSeq and is a predicted model, not a curated record. The transcript has a single exon. The coding region runs from base 37 to 1008 and encodes 323 amino acids. NCBI's taxonomy places the organism in Eukaryota, Metazoa, Chordata, Amphibia, Anura, Pipidae.